AAUGUAUAUUUAUGUAAAUAAAAAGCUUAAAAAUAAUAUAAAAAUGCAACAAUUUUUAUUUGUAAUUUUAAUAAAUAUUUUAUUUAUUAUUACUGUUCAAUCUGCUUCUAGUAGACUUGAAGGCAUCAACGUGGAUUAUUAUGCCCCCAAAAAUACAGAAGGCUAUACAAUGCAUGCCAUGCGAAUAAUAAUUCGCUAUUGUACAAUGAAAAAGACUGAUCCUAAAUGUAAACCAGAGUGGAUAAUUCCAAAUGCUGCACCUGACUUGGAAGAUCCAUUAAAGGCUGAUAAUUAUACUAAUUUUCCAGAAUUUAAUAAAUAUAUUGAUAAUCCAGUGCCACAAUACAAAUUAAAAAAUUUGUUAAAUGAAAUUCCAAGACAAUUUAGAGAUAUGAUUCCACCUGGUUAUGGAAGGAAAUUAGAUCAAGCAGCUAUAGACGCUAUUAAGAAAAACUGUCCUGGCGAUACUUGUAAACAAGAUACUGAUGAGCAUAAACACAUUCGUGCAGUACUUGGAGAUUAUGAAGUAGCAAUGCUUCGACUAGCAUACCCACAUAAACCACUCGCAGAGAUUGACGAAAUUGUGGAGACAAGAUUGCAGAGAACUUAUGCAGUGAAAAGAUUUUUGUAUGGAAGAGCAUGUAUUAAUGAAUUUGUAAAUUUUAAUUUUUUCAGAAAUUUUAUUCAAAAGAGUAAUCGAACAUCCUAA
Molecule: messenger RNA, 709 nt
Organism: Meloidogyne enterolobii
Lineage: Eukaryota; Metazoa; Nematoda; Chromadorea; Rhabditida; Meloidogynidae
Source: the annotation of a GenBank genome assembly